Molecule: messenger RNA, 3123 nt
Organism: Ananas comosus (pineapple)
Lineage: Eukaryota; Viridiplantae; Streptophyta; Magnoliopsida; Poales; Bromeliaceae
Exons: 7
Coding region: 191-2644 (817 amino acids)
Molecular function (GO): zinc ion binding; protein binding
Source: RefSeq, a predicted model, not a curated record
AAAAAAUCUCGGCCCCCUUCCGAACCCGGUCCCUUGCGGCCCCCGUGGAAGCCGAAACCCUAGACCCCGUCCCCAUCCCCUCCUCCACCUCCGCCGCAUGCCUGCGCCUCCUCCGCCGCGCUAAAGCUCCCUUCGAUCCCCCCUCCAUCGACCCCCGCGACCCGAUCCCUCUCGGCGAUCUUAGCAAGGCAUGGCCGGGAGGAAUAUUGUUGCCAUUUGUCAAUAUGGCGGUGAAUUUAUUACUAAUAGUGAUGGCUCUCUGUCCUAUGCUGGAGGAGAAGCUCAUGCUAUCGAAGUCGGAAAUGAAAUGCUUCUUGAGGAUUUUAAGGCAGAACUCUCCACUAUGUUCAAUGUUGACCUCAGUGGCAUGUUCCUCAAGUACUUUCUUCCAAACAAUAGGAGAACUCUCAUCACAAUAUCUACUGACAAAGACUUGCGUAGAAUGGUUGAUUUCAGUUCUGAUUCCUUAACAACGGAGGUUUAUAUCUUAAGUAAGGCCGAGAACAGGGCUAGGAGCACUGUGGCUCAUUCUGGAACUUCCAUAGCUGCUGAUGCUCGUGGUAAUAAAAGGAAGAGGUUACCUCCCGGUAACAGGGCAACUAGAAGUAAGACUCGCCUAGCUGAGUCUGACGCUCGUAAGCUGAGUACUACCACCAAUAUCAUCGAGGACAAUAAUAACAACGGUAGACAAAAGAGGCCAGCCUUUGCUCUAAAUGUUGAUGACAGUGGAACUAGGGCUGCUGACUUUGGAAAUGGUGUUGUUACCGCUUUUACUGCCACACCCAUUAAUAUGAAGCAGCAAAAGUUAAGCAUUGUGGAGCAGGUGGAUGGAAGGGUUGCAAAGAGCAUUAUGGACGAAUCGCUUACCCCAUUCAUGGCCACUUUGGUCACUCCGGAGAAUGUCCAACCUCUUAACUCUUGCACUAUCUGGGACAAUAUAAUCACAGGCGUUGGGCAAGAAUUCGACAAUGUGAAGGACUUCCGUGCCCAAUUGUGCAAAUACGCCAUCGGCAAAGGGUUUGUUUACAAAUUCGUUAAAAAUGAAACUACCCGUGUUACUGCUAAAUGCAAAGGGGAGAACUGCCCUUGGAGGGUCCACGCUUCUGAGUCAUCUCAUAACCACAAAUUCAUCAUUAAGAAAAUAAAUAAUGUUCACACAUGUGGAGGGGGCCAUGGCGGUGAUGGUCGGAGGCGACCGACAAGACAAUGGCUCACCAGUAUUAUUAAGGAGAAAUUGCAUGCUAACCCUCAGUGUAAGGCUAAAGACCUCGUAAAAGAACUUCAUGUAGACUGCGGGGUGAUUUUGAGCUAUUCGCAGGUGUGGAGAGGAAUGGAAGAUGCCAAGAAGGAGCUGUACCAAACUCUUAAGGAGACAUACAGCCAAUUGCCUUGGUUCUGCGAAAGAAUAUUGGAAACUAACCCUGGAAGUGUGGCUAUCCUAUCAGCAUCCAUGGACUCGAAAUUCCGCCGUUUUUUUGUUGCAUUUCAUGCCUCACUUAAUGGAUUUGAACGUGGUUGUCGCCCCCUCCUUUUUCUCGAUAGGAUUCCCUUAAAGGCAAGCAAUGAAUUUAAGUUGCUGGCGGCUGCUGCUGUGGAUGGAGACGAUGCUAUAUUUCCCCUUGCCUUUGCUAUAGUCGAGGAUGAGACUUACGAUAGUUGGCUUUGGUUCUUAAUGCAACUGAAAUAUGCUGUUACGCCUUCUCGCACUAUCACGUUUAUCUCCAGUAGACAUAAGGGCUUGGCUGAGGCUGUUCCGCAGGUUUUUGUAGAAAGUCCCCAUAGUUAUUGUUUGCAUAAUCUCUUAGAGGAAUUCAAAGGGGAAUUAAGCAGAGGACCAUGGUCACAACAAGUAAGGGAGGCAAUGGUCGGUGAUUUCACUCGCGCAGCCCAAGCAUGCAGUAUAGAAGAAUUUAAUGCAUCAAUCGAAAGCAUAAGAAACAUUUCAAAUGAAGCUGCCAAUUGGGUUAUGGCAAGCAAUCCUGAAAACUGGUCGGAUGCCCUUUUUAAGGGUUCACGGUACGACCACUAUUCCUCAAACAUUCUCGACUUCUUCAGUACUUGGAUACCAAUUAAAAGGGAGUCAUCCAUAGUGCACAUAAUAGAUUCAAUUCGUGGCAAACUAACGGAGAUGAUAGAAUCAAGGCGAGAAGUUUCUAGUGCGUGGUUUGGGAGUUUAACGCCCUCUAUGGAGCAAAAGUUGGAGAGAGAAGCAUCUAAGGCCGGAAAGCUCAAUGUGUUGUGCUCUUCUGAUACUGUGUUUGAAGUGCGGGGAAAUACCAUUUAUGUGGUAAAUAUUGGAAAUAGCGAAUGCACGUGUAGAAGGUGGCAAUUAUCUGGUAUUCCCUGUAUGCACGCUGUUGCUGUCUUCAAUCGGAUCGGUAGAUCUGUUUAUGACUAUUGUAUGGGAUAUUUCAAAAUUGAUUGUUAUCACUUGACUUAUUCUGAUUCAGUCCACCCGAUACCCGAUAUAGAGAAAAUCGACUUUAACUUUGGUGCAAAUUCGUACCCCCCACCCAGUCAGCGCCCACCUGGCAAACCAAGAAGAAGGCGAAUGAACUAUCAUAGAAAGACUAACCUACUGCGGCUCUGCAGCAGGUGCAAAAUGACAGGACACAAUAAGGCGACCUGCGAAGCUAUUUUGUAAAUUCACAUGCUAUCUAUUCCCACUGCCUUUAUCAGGUACUAGAGCUCAUCGCGGUGCCGGACGAUCGUCAAUCCUUUCGCGACUUUGGGAAACAUGCAGGGCACAAUAUUUGAUCUUUGUAUAGGGAACAAUCUGGUGAAAAAAAACCAUCUAUCUUUUAACUCAUUUUGUGCCCUUUUAUUUUUGACUUAAAUACUAGGAAUUGGUCAGUGUAAAACUCUCUCUCUCUACUAGCUAAUCAUCUCAUUGCCUUCUAGGUUUACCCAUGAUUUCUUGGGUCUUAGUGUUUAAAAGAUCUUAGGGUUUUUUUUUUUCCUUUUUUAAUUUUCUUUUUUCUUUUCAGAAUUUGUUAAGGAUGUGGAUGGUAGUGUUGGUUUAUCCUUUAAUUAGUAGUUGCAUCUUAAAAUUAAGCUGCAUAUCUGUUUUAAACCUUUUGUAAAAUUAUUGGAGGACUUUGCAUAUUCAAUAUCUAUUGCUCA